CUGGUAAAGCGUUGGCCUCACAGUUCCCGGGUUCAAUCCCGGACCUGCCUGUGUGGAGUUUGCAUGUCCUCUACGUGCCUCCGUGGGUUUUCUCCCACGUCCCAAAAACACGCAACAUUAGUUGGACACUCAAGGUUGCGCUGAGGUGUGAUUGUGAGUGUGACUGUCGUCUGUCUCUAUGUGCACUGCGAUUGGCUCGCAACCAGUUCAGGGUGUACCCCGCCUCCUGCUCAUUGACAGCUGGGAUUGGCUCCAGCACUCCCCGUGACCCUUGUGAGGAUAAGCAUUAAAGAAAAUGAAUGGAUAUUAUAUUAUAUAACAAGCAAACGAAACACUCCAAGGUUGAAAACUUCUUUUUUUUUCAUGCUUUUUAAAAUAUAUCCACUUUUUGAUCAUAUUACUUGGACUGUAUGCGGUUUUAAUUGCUUUUUUUUCAAUAUUGUGGUUGGUUUUUAUUGUUUUUAUCCCGUUUUAAAUGUUUUAUCUCUUUCUUUUCAAACGCCUUUAGUCAUGUAAAGUUACCUCGUAUAUGAAAUGCGCUAUACAAAUAAAUUUGCUUUGCUUUGAUUUCCAAUGAUGCCUAUGAUAGAGGCUCCGGCAGGUCCAAUAUACAAGCUGUUUAAUCUUAAAGAUGUUGAUUGUCUUGCUGAUAACUUGUCUCGUCUCUCUUCUGGUGGUAAUGCAUAGCUGUCUAGUUUUGUGGAAACUUUACAGGGGUAUACACUCUGCAUUGGAGACUGGAGACAAGCAGCAUCUAGAUCGUGCACUAGUAUUGAACAGAAAUCGAGACAAUUGCAGGUAUGCUUAAUGUACCCUAACCCUAUUGAGAGCACACUUCAAGCAUCUGGCCGCAGCUAUCAGAGAGAGGUACCCCACUCUUGUUACAGCCACACCCAUUUCUUUCUCCUAUGUUAAACGACCCACUUGAGCACUUGACUAACUGUACUAAACUUUGGACUGAAUCGACUGGACGUCACCCUGGACAGUCUGAUUAGGUUAGGCUUUGUUCAGGACUGCGAUCCUGGCAGGUCUCCCUGAAUCAGUACAGACCACUCUUAAAGCUGACCCUGACCUGUACGGUGAUGAGCCUAGAUUUAGACGACACUAACAGGGUGAGGAUAAUGAAAUUAUUAAACUCCAAAACAACUUAUUAAAUUACAAGUAGCACAGGCAAGACGUUAAGGUCCAAAACCACACCAGACGUAAUUUUUUGGCAGGCACAACCAUCUAGACAGGCAGGUGGGUUCCGAGGUAAUAGCUGGGAUGGAUACGCAGGAAGGCGUGGAGGAGCCGGGGGAGAGUGUAACAACAUCAACGUGAUCAAGGAUGUUUUGGUUGUGGUUCUCUCGAUCACUGGCUUAAAGACUAUCUUAUAGCUCCUCCACCUCAAGGUCCAAUGCAAGGGCGUGGUGGCUGGUCCAAUAACCGAGGAGGCCAAGACAGAGGCAGAAUUAACAGCUUUGGCGGCCCACCCUAGCAGCAGGAUGGACAACAGCAGGUUGGACAGUGCCACUAUGGGUACCCGGAAAGCCAGGGGUCCAGCGAUGCAGUGCCAUGAUCCCCAACUCUGUUGCAUUGCGAAAAGUGAACACUCUUGUUGACACAGAGGCAACACAUUCCUCACUCAACAUCUCGCUCCCGGACACUUAAUUUUCACAACACACUGUGCAAUUGAUGGGCUUGUCACUCAACAAGCCCUGCAAUGGACUCAACCCCUACCGACAAUCUUGGCAGGACAGACCUUCCACCAUUCGUUUAUAAUGCCGGCAGCUGACACCGUCUGCCACUCUGGACAAUGGUCUAUGACACCUGUGAGUGAACCAACUCCAACUGUGGACAUUUAUUGGGCCCGACUUGAACCAGAAACACCACUCAAACCUGGUCUCAUAGAUAAAUUUCUGUUGUGGAAGCCCUGGUUAAACAUUCUUAGGGCUUAUCUGCCUCCACUUGAUCCUUACCAUUGCACACUAUAUUAUGACUGCAACCACGAUCUAGUAUAUGAGGAAAACUUUGCAUGCAUACAAGGUGAUGCUUGGGACAUUACAGCCACACAUAUAUAUACAGCAAGAGAGGGUGUAGCGGCAUCCUGCUCUCUUGCACCAGAUCAAAUGACACGGUUCAAAAUGGAGGAAGAGUCAGUACCCCACAUUUCACACGCUCCGUCUCCAGGACACGAGGCCCGACAGCUGGGACCAAUGGUGAAACGACUGACUCAAAUGACUAACUGGGAGGACACACCACUCCCAAACGUACAAAUCUCCAAAUCUGCAGAUCCAUGCCGCAUAAUUGUUGUAAUUGACGCACCUCUGACAACUAAUAUGAUCAUAUUAGAACACGGACGUGACUACUCUGACCAAAACUCACUGUAUGGCUCAUAUUGGCCCCAGAGCUAUGCUAACUGAAGUUUCCAUGUGGUGGCAUCCUUAAAUGUCUGACUUGUGUCACACCCACUGUCGUGACAAUAUUUGCCAGCUGCACAAUGUUUGCCCCACACUUAGACCGUUACCAGGUUCAUUUGACCCACCCACCUGGCCUGGUGCGGAACUGGUCAUGGUUUUCACAGACAUGAUCCCUCCUGUUCAAGGUACGCACUACCUUCUUGUUUUUGUUGACACCUUUUCCGGUUGGCCUGAAGCCUACCCCUACACUCGCGAAAGUGUCAUGUUGGUAAUGAAAGCUUUGGUGAACCACUGGAUUCCAACGCAUGGUUUUCCCGCUCUCAUCCUCUAGACAACGGUACACAUUUCACAUCCACACACCUAGCUACUGUAGAGAAGUGGUUAGGGUUAACUCAUAAAUUUGGUUGUGUUUAUCACCCCGCCAGUCAAGGUUCAGUUGAACGUAUGAAUUGCACGUUGACAGAAAAACUGGCUAAAAUAUGUACCUCUUCCGGCAUAAACUGGGUUCAGGCUCUUCCUCUUGCUCUAAUGUCUGUGAGACAAACUGUCUCGCUCUACUGGUUUCUCUCCUUACGAACUUCUUUCAGGUCGUCUGAUGCCUGGCCCUUCCUCCUCACUCCAACCACUGGAGGAGGGCGUUGUGUCCCCCAAGUUUUCUCAUAAACUGUUUUGGACACAACUGCAUUCUUUUGCUUCUAAUUUCCCUUCACAGAUCCAGGACACUCUUCCAACACCACCUCCUGCACUUGAUCUUCCUGAGUGGUCAUCUGUCUACCUUAAACGACUCUCUCGUAAGUGGUCAGAAUCCCAUUGGUCUGGACCACACAAGGUGACUUGUACCUCCAAAGCUGUUGGCUUGGAGGGAAAAGGAACUAAGUGGUUUCAUUAUUCUAUGCUUCCCCCUUCUACAGACUUUUAAUUGCACUUUUAUUUUAUUGUUUGUUGUUGUUUUAUUGUUAACUAUGACUCCUACAGAUGGUCCAAUUGCUUUUCGGACCAAGAGAGGGAGAGCAGGAAUCCAUGGCAUUUUUAUUAUUGGUGUUAUUGUUGUUCUUGGUUAUUUUGAUCUGGGAAAUCGCUCAAAAAUACUCCAUACCCACACCCAAAUCAGUGCCAGCUGUUAGCACAACCCACCCGGAAAAUAUUUAUUACAGAGAAGAGUCGUAUUAUAAACAAAGCCCUAUCUGUUGAUGAGUGGUUUACGGUUUUGACAGGUGUUAGCGCAAUAAACAAUAAUUGGAUACUAAUGGCAGAACAAGCGGCUAAUAAAAUCCCGAGUGACUGUGUUGUAUGUAUGGGAUCUAGACCUUUGUUACGUGUUGGUUCUUCUUCAGUCAACUCCAUCUGUGUUCUAGAUCUUAUGAAAAAUUAUAUGAAAAAUGAAUGCAAAAUUUGGGAUACUGCCCACCCGGUAACACCGGCUCAAAAGAACAAACCUGUGUUUAAUCGUGCUAUGGCACGCCAAAACUUCACCUGCAUUUUCCUUAAAGGUAAUGAUGCCCCAAUUGGCAAUAUCUCUGAUGGUCAGUGUGCAGAGACCCUACAAGCACCUUUCUUCCAACCUGUCAGCCGUGCUGAUGUGUGGUGGUGGUGUGGAGGGGACCGUAUCUUCGACAGUACGGGAAAAUGUGCAUUAGUAACUUUACUUUUCCCCAUUUCCGUUGUUCCUGUCACCCUAGAUGAUCUGGCGGUUGCUCCUGAACACUUCAAGGACGCUCUUGGGCUAUUACACUGUUCACGUAGGUCCAAGCCUACCUGGCUCGGUGCUGACGAGCCCACCUACAUUGACGCUAUUGGCGUCCCCCGUGGUGUCCUAGAUGAGUAUAAACUGGCUGAUCAGAUCUUCAAACAACAAAAGAUCAAGAAACCACUGGGCCCAGACCUGGUGUCCCCAUCCUGCCUCAAAGUCUGUGGUGAUCAACUAGUGCCUGUCUUCACAAAGAUCUUCAACAGAUCUCUAGAACUGAGUGAAGUACCAACCUGCUUCAAACUCACCACCAUCAUACCCAUCCCAAAAAAGGCAGCAGUCUCAGGUCUUAAUGACUACAGGCCUGUUGCCUUAACAUUUGUGGUCAUAAAGUCCUUUGAACGCCUUGUGCUGGACCACCUCAAAAGCGUCAUGGUUCCCCAACUGGACCCACUGGAGUUUGCCUUUCAAGCUAACAGAUUUGUACUUCAUCCUUGAACAUCUUGACAGCGAAGGAACAUAUGUGAGGAUCUUCUUUGUGAACUUCAGCUCUGCCGAUAACACCAUCAUGCCUGAACUCCUCUCCUCUAAACGUCUCCAGCUCAGCGUCUCGCCUGCCAUCUGUCAGUGGACCUACAACUUCCCGACGGGCAGGACACAGCAGGUGAAGCUGGGGGACACCAUCACCCACCCGCAUUAUCAGCACCAAAGUUGUGUCCUCUCCCCUCUGCUCUUCUCGCUCUACACAAAUGACUGCAUCUAAAGGCAUCCGACUGUCAAACUCCUGAAGUUCGCAGAUGACACUACAGUCAUCGGCCUCAUUAAAGACGGUGACCAGUCUAUGUAUCCACUGGAUGUGGGGAGCCUGGAGCUUUGAUGUGGGUAACACAACCUGGUGUUGAACACUCUAAAAAUUGUAGAAAUGAAUGUGGACUUCAGGAGGCAUCCUUCACCACAGCUGCCCCUCAGGAUUUGUCACUUUAAACUGCUCCUUUUGCACAUUUGUCAUUGUACUGGUCUAUAACGGUAAACUGAGAAUGGGUGAAGUGCAUUCUGUAUAAGCUUAACAUAAUGCGGAGCAUUGAUGCACUCUAACUGUUCUAAAUGCCAGAAGACUGCAUCUUUGCACAACUGUGACUCUUUUCAGAAAUAGUUCCCUAAAAAUUGAAUAUCCAUAUCAUAAAUUCCUAGUGUGUUGUUUCAUACUUGGCCAUUAAAGCUGAUUCUGAUUCUGA
Molecule: messenger RNA, 5321 nt
Organism: Syngnathoides biaculeatus (alligator pipefish)
Lineage: Eukaryota; Metazoa; Chordata; Actinopteri; Syngnathiformes; Syngnathidae
Exons: 2
Coding region: 3646-4584 (312 amino acids)
Source: RefSeq, a predicted model, not a curated record